GCAAGAAAGAUACAGUUUUCAUAUCUUCUCGCUGCCCAUGAUACAAAAAAAAAUCCAGUUAAUGAGGAAAUUCCCACUAAGUCCAUGAAAGAUUCAAAGGAUUGUUUAAGGAGAAUGCAGAUAUUUCUCUAAACUUUCAUAAAAGAUUCAAAGGAUUGUUUCAGAGCACGUCUCACAUUUGGAUAUGGCUGCCAAGAUACAAAAUGCGUGUGUGAAGAUAACAAUCCAUUCUUCAUAUAUGGCUCAGUUUCUGCUUUCCUCUCUCUACUCUAUCCAUCACUAUUUCUCAAACCCUAAAGAAGAAAAUUUUCAAUUUUUCGUUCAUGGAUUGUUUCAGGAAUCUCCCGGAAGAGAUCACACUAGAAAUUUUGACUCGCUUACCCUCUCAUCAUCCAUUAUUCUCCAAGAUGCAUUUACAUCGUCUCAAUCAUCCUUCUGCUGAUGAUGAUUCUGGUAAGUUGGGUUUUCUUGUUUUAAUUUAUCAGAAUGGUGCGAAUGAAAAUUUUCACUAUAUUGAAUACGAUGAGAACCAUGAGUCAACACCCACUCUGAGAAUUACAAGGAUUAAUUUAACCCCUCCGUUUGAGGAUACCACUGUAAUGGGUUCUUGUAAUGGGUUGAUCUGUCUUGCUGAAGGGCUAUCUGUUUGUAUUUGUAACCCCAUCGUCAGGGAAUAUGUUAUGCUUCCAGAAAUUAGCAGAGAUUCUUGUGAUGAUGUUGAACGGUAUUAUGAUGGGAAGUGCAGCUUUGGCUAUGUUUCUUCAACCAAUGAAUACAAAGUAGUAGGAAUGUAUGAGUCGAAGACCAGUGUAGAAGUCCACAUAUACACUCUAGGCUCUGGAAAUGGAUGGAGAAACCUUGGAAAGUUCACUUUUAAGUUUGAUAUCUAUACUUGGCAUGUAGCUGGUAUCUUUGUCAAUGGAGCACUUUAUUGGCUGUCUGACAAACUAGAAAAGAUCAUCGUCUUUGAUUUGGUUGAGGAGAAGUUCUCUGAACAUCUUUCACCACCUCCUUUGCCAGAGAGUGACUGGUGGUAUGAUAGAAUAGGGGUUUUGGAUGGAUUUUUGUUUCUUGCUAUUUGUCCACAUAACGGAGGAGACGGAUUUAGUGACAUAUGGCUACUAAAAGACAAGAAUAAUAGUCGUGACAUGAAAGAGCGAGAUGAACGGCAGUGAUUGGGUUGGAGUAAAGAGUUUCGGGUUGACGUUAGAGACUUAUUAGCCAUUACGAAGAGCGACUGUGUUUUAAGUUACAGGGAUUAUUGUCUCCACAGUUACCACAGAAAAACCUCAACCUUGAUAAGGCUUAUGCAGUUUAAGGAUUGGUGAUGCGAACCCUGACGACUACAUAUACUAAAUUAUUAACUGGUAACCUUCAUUGAGUUUUCGAAGUAGUAUUCUUAUUUCUAUAGACUUAGUAAGUAUCAUUUUGAAAAUGAGUCACGAGUAACCAUCCUGUGUGAGUAUCAUUUUGAAAAUGAAUCACGAGUAACCAUUCUGUGAACCUAAUGCUUUUGGCACUGUCUUAGCUUGUUAUAUAUUAUACGGAACUUUUAUUCUGUCUUUAUUCAUAGAUCCAAGUUUACAGUGGUGUU
This is a messenger RNA of Papaver somniferum (opium poppy), 1594 nucleotides long. RefSeq names its product F-box protein At1g52495-like. The transcript is spliced from 2 exons. Bases 324 to 1175 code for a protein of 283 amino acids. The record is from RefSeq and is a predicted model, not a curated record. Lineage: Eukaryota; Viridiplantae; Streptophyta; Magnoliopsida; Ranunculales; Papaveraceae.